Messenger RNA from Leucoraja erinaceus (little skate), 9664 nucleotides. RefSeq names its product plexin-A2-like. Gene Ontology annotation, biological process: negative regulation of cell adhesion; positive regulation of axonogenesis; regulation of GTPase activity. Gene Ontology annotation, molecular function: protein binding; semaphorin receptor activity. NCBI's taxonomy places the organism in Eukaryota, Metazoa, Chordata, Chondrichthyes, Rajiformes, Rajidae. Gene Ontology annotation, cellular component: semaphorin receptor complex. The record is from RefSeq and is a predicted model, not a curated record. The transcript has 33 exons.
UUUGCUGAUCUUGCCUUCCAGAGCCAUGUGAAUAGUCAACGUGCAUCGUGACAACAAGCCCCUCCACCAAUGAAGGCAAGAAGAGGUUGUGACAAGAUGUCGACCUGUGUGCUUUCUGUGACCCUGCUCCUCAUCUCCCUGGCACCUUCCUCACGGAGCAGCGACGAUUUCAUCAACUUUGGCAUCAAGGACCGUGACUGGACGUUCAAUCACCUGGCGGUCCACAGUGUAACUGGGAAUGUUUAUGUCGGAGCGGUCAACCGCGUUUACAAACUCUCCAGCAACCUCACCCUGCUGUUGUCUCACAAAACUGGCCCAGAGGAGGACAACAAGCUGUGCUACCCGCCGCUGAUUGUCCAACCUUGUAACGAACCCCUCACCCUGACCAACAAUGUCAACAAACUGCUACUCAUCGAUUACUCAGACAACAGGCUCCUGGUUUGCGGGAGCCUCUUUCAGGGAGUCUGCAAACUCCUGCGAUUGGAUGACCUCUUCAUUCUAGUUGAACCUUCCCAUAAGAAGGAACAUUACCUCUCCAGUGUUAACGAGACUGGGACCAUGUACGGAGUCAUUGUCUCAUCAGAGGGCUCGGACAGCAAGCUCUUCAUCGGUACAGCUGUGGAUGGUAAACAAGACUAUUUCCCCACAAUCUCCAGUCGCAAGUUGCCCCAGGACCCAGAGUCUUCAGCUAUGUUUGAUUACGUCUUGCACAGCGACUUUGUGGCGUCGUUGAUUAAGAUCCCGUCAGAUACCCUGGCACUUGUGUCACACUUUGACAUCUUUUACAUCUACGGAUUCAGCAAUGGAAACUUUGUUUAUUUCCUAACGGUGCAGCCCGAAACAGAAGGAGUUACAGGUUCAUCGAGUGACCAGUUCUACACCUCCAGGAUAGUGCGGUUGUGCAAGGGAGAUGCAAAGUUCCAUUCCUAUGUCUCUCUUCCCGUGGGUUGUGUGAAGGAUGGGAUUGAAUACCGACUGUUGCAGGCCGCAUACUUAGCCAAACCCGGGACGGUCCUGGCCAACUCCCUCAACAUCUCCACCAAUGAUGAUGUCCUCUUCACCAUAUUCUCCAAGGGCCAGAAACAGUAUCACAACCCACCAGCUGAGUCUGCGCUCUGUAUGUUUGUGGUGAAGUUCAUCAACAGACAAAUAAAGGAGAGGCUUCAGUCGUGUUACCGUGGUGAGGGGAGCCUGGAACUGAACUGGUUACUGGGCAAAGAUGUCUACUGUACACAUGCGCCGGUUCCAAUUGACGAUGAUUUUUGUGGGUUGGAUAUAAACCAGCCUCUGGGAGGCUCCGCAUUGGUGGAAGGUUUCACCAUCUUCACUGAGGACAAGGACCGCAUGACGUCGGUGGCAUCGUACGUCUACAACGAUCACUCAGUGGCUUUCGUCGGCACGAAGAGCGGGAAACUUAAAAAGGUGUGUGUGGACGGCCCGGACCAGGGAUGGAGGCCGUACGAGACAGUGCCGGUGAUGGAUGACUCCGUGCUGAGGGACAUGGGAUUCUCCACUGACCAUCGCUACCUGUACCUCAUGUCCCAGCGCCAGUUGGUCAGAGUGCCGGUUGAGUCGUGUGGACAGUAUGUAACGUGUGGUCAGUGCCUGAGCUCGGGAGAUCCGCACUGCGGCUGGUGCGUGCUCCACAACACGUGCAGCAGACAGGACAAGUGUGAAAGGUCUGUGGAGCCCCAUCGCUUUGCCUCAGCCCUGCAGCAGUGUGUGAAGCUGAGUGUACGGCCACAUAGCAUCUCUGUGUCCGAGCACAGUGUCCCGCUCACUCUGAAGGUCAGUGAUGUCCCAGACCUGUCGGCCGGAGUGGUCUGUGCCUUCGGUGAGUUAACGGAGGUGGACGGUCAGUCUGUGGGUGAUGCCAUCGUGUGUGUGAGUCCAGCAGCUAAAGACGUGCCCACUGUCCUCAACAACCAAGACUGGGUGGGAGUCAACCUGCAACUGAAGUCCAGAGAGACGGGCCAGAUGAUUGCCAGCACCGACUUCAAGUUCUUCAACUGCAGUGUCCACCAGCUGUGCCUGUCGUGUGUGACAAGCGCUUUCCGCUGUCACUGGUGUAAAUAUCGCAACCUGUGUACUCACGACCCCAGCAUCUGCUCCUUCCAGGAGGGGAGGGUCAACGCCUCGGAGGAUUGCCCACAGCUGGUCCCCUCCAGCGAGAUCCUCAUCCCCGUGGGAGAAGUGAAGCCAAUCACACUGAGAGCCCGGAACCUUCCACAGCCUCAGUCCGGGCAGCGCGGCUACGAGUGUAUUCUGGUCGUGCAGGGUCUGAGGCAACGGGUGCCGGCUCUGAGAUUCAACAGCUCCAGUGUCCAGUGUCAGAACAGCUCGUACCACUAUGAUGGCGGUGACCUCAGUGACCUGCUGAUCCGUUUCUCCGUGGUGUGGAAUGGGAACUUCAUCAUUGACAACCCGACCAACAUCACAGUUCACUUGUACAAAUGCGAUGCACUACGAGAGAGCUGCGGCCUCUGCCUCAAGGCCAACCAGAAGUUUGAGUGUGGCUGGUGCGAGUCUGAGCAACGAUGCAGCCUGAAGCAACACUGCCACACACGUGCAUCCCAGUGGCUCAACCUGUCCAGCAGCAACGUGAAGUGUACCAACCCUCGCAUCACACAGGUGAGCCCAGACUCAGGGCCGUGGGAAGGAGGAACACUGGUGACUAUCCGCGGAGUCAACCUGGGCCUGGACUUCCUGGACAUUGCCAACAGUGUCCGAGUGGCCGGAGUCCAGUGCAUCCCGUUACUGGACGGUUACAUCAUCGCUGAACAGAUUGUGUGUGAGAUGGGAGAAGCCAGAUUGGUCAAGGAAUCCGGCCCCGUCCAUCUGUGUGUUGGCGAGUGUAAGCCUGACUUCAUGACCGAGUCUUCACAGCUGUACACCUUCGUGAAGCCGUCUCUCCAAGGCCUGGCACCCCAUCGAGGCCCCGAGUCUGGGGGAACCAUGGUGACCAUCACUGGACAACACCUCGGUGCCGGAAGCAAUGUCAACAUUAUGUUCGGCAACCAGACCUGCCAGUUCCACAGGCGCUCCGUGUCUGAGAUUGUGUGCGUGUCCAUGCCGUCUGUACACGGUCCCGGCGUGGUCCGUGUUUCUGUCAGCGUGGACCGCGCGCUGCUGGAGCAGAGCAUGAACUUCGAGUUCAUCGAUGACCCGACCGUGUUGUGGAUCGAACCGGAGUGGAGCAUCGCCAGCGGCAACACUUCCUUGCUCAUCUUUGGAACCAACUUGGAUGUGAUCCAGGAUCCCAAGAUCCGUAUUAAGUUCCACAGCCAGGAAUCCAUCAACGUGUGUGAGGUGGUGAAUGCGACCACCAUGACGUGCCGUGCGCCCGCUCUGAGCCGCGAGUUCCAGCACGGCCACGAGGUGGCAGAACGACCCGACGAGUUUGGCUUUGUAUUCGACAACGUGCGGGCACUGCUGGUCUACAACAACACCAACUUCAUCUUCUACCCCAACCCCAGCUUCGAGGCUCUCAGUGCCAGCGGCACGCUACAACAGAAGCCCGGCGCGCCCAUUAUACUGAAAGGCCGGAACCUACUUCCGCCAGCACCGGGGGGGCCGAAACUGAACUACACGGUGCUGAUCGGCGACACGCCCUGCUCCGUCACCGUGUCCGAGACACAACUACUGUGCGAGCCGCCAAACCUGAGUGGACAGCUCCGCGUCCUGGUGUUGGUGGGGGGACUACAGUUCUCUCCCGGCACGGUCUACAUCUUGUCCGACAGCCUACUGACGCUGCCGGCCACGGUCAGCAUUGUGGCCGGAGGCACCCUGCUCCUGGUCAUCGUGGUCAUAGUGGUCAUCGCCUACAAGCGCAAGUCCCGGGAGAACGACCUGACCUUGAAGCGAUUGCAGAUGCAGAUGGACAACCUGGAGUCAAGAGUGGCCCUGGAGUGCAAGGAAGCGUUUGCGGAGCUUCAGACGGACAUCAACGAGUUGACCAGUGACAUGGACCGAGCGGGGAUUCCCUACCUGGACUACCGGACAUACUCCAUGAGGGUUUUGUUCCCAGGGAUAGAGGAACAUCCGGUUCUGCGGGAGCUGGAGGUCCCUGGCAAUGGGCAGCAGAACGUGGAGAAAGCCCUCAAACUCUUUGGGCAACUCAUCAACAACAAGACCUUCCUGUUGACGUUCAUUCGGACUCUGGAGCUGCAGCGUAGUUUCUCGAUGAGGGACCGGGGGAAUGUAGCGUCGCUGAUCAUGACCGCUCUUCAGGGGAAGCUGGAGUACGCCACAGAUGUGCUCAAACAUCUGCUCAGCGACCUCAUCGAGAAGAACCUGGAGAGCAAGAACCAUCCAAAGCUGUUGCUGCGCAGGACCGAGUCUGUGGCUGAGAAAAUGUUGACCAACUGGUUUGCUUUCCUUCUGCACAAGUUCCUCAAGGAGUGUGCAGGUGAACCGCUCUUCAUGCUAUACUGUGCCAUCAAGCAGCAGAUGGAGAAAGGGCCCAUCGACUCCAUCACAGGUGAAGCUCGCUACUCACUGAGUGAAGACAAGUUAAUCCGACAGCAGACGGAAUACAAGACGCUGAUCCUGAACUGUGUGAAUCCAGAGAAUGAGAACAGUCCUGAGAUUCCCGUGAAGGUUCUCAACUGCGACACCAUCACCCAGGUUAAGGAGAAGAUCCUGGACUCCAGUUACAAGAACGUGCCUUACUCACAGCGACCGCGGGCCGUGGACAUGGACCUAGAGUGGCGUCAGGGGAGAAUGGCUCGGGUGGUUCUCCAGGACGAGGACAUCACCACCAAGAUCGAGAGCGACUGGAAACGUCUCAACACGUUGGUGCACUACCAGGUAUCUGACCGAUCGAUCGUAGCCCUGGUUCCCAAACAGACCUCAUCCUACAACGUUCCGACCACCAAUGCUGUGUGCCGGGCAUCCAUCAGUCGUUACGACUCCACGCUGCGUUACACGGGCAGCCCCGCAGUGCGGUCACGUGCGCCCAUGUCCACUCCACCGCUGCAGCGGGGUCAGGGUGGGUCUAAAGUUUGGCACGUGUUGUGUGUGAAGAACCACGAACAGGGUGGGAGAGCGGUCAAGUUGAAGUGCUGUGAGUUGCGGCAGUCAAGAUGGGUCUAGCGGUCAGUCUACCUCACACGCCUGCUCGCCCUCCAGGGUACACUACAGAAGUUUGUAGACGACCUGUUUGAGACGUUGUUCAGCACGGUUCACCGCGGAUCAGCGCUGCCUCUCGCCAUCAAGUACAUGUUCGACUUCCUGGACGAACAGGCCGACCGGCACGUCAUACAUGACACAGACGUGCGGCACACGUGGAAGAGCAACUGUCUCCCGCUGCGUUUCUGGGUGAACGUGAUCAAGAACCCGCAGUUUGUGUUCGACAUCCACAAGAGCAGCAUCACAGACGCCUGUCUGUCUGUCGUGGCCCAGACCUUCAUGGAUUCCUGCUCCACGUCUGACCACCGUCUGGGCAAAGACUCUCCGUCCAACAAGCUGCUGUACGCCAAGGACAUCCCCAACUACAAGAGCUGGGUGGAGAGGUACUACGCCGACAUUGCCAAGAUGCCAGCCAUCAGUGACCAGGACAUGAACGCCUACCUGGCAGAACAGUCCCGCCUACACGUCACCGAGUUCAACAUGCUCAGCGCACUCAACGAGAUCUACUCCUAUGUGUCCAAGUACAACCAGGAGAUAACGGCAGCCCUGGAUGAGGAUGAGCAGGCGAGACGGCAGCGACUGGGAUACAAGGUGGAGCAGCUGAUUGCCGCCAUGUCACUGGAGAGCUGAGAGAGGGCCGGCACGGCAGCUGCUCGCCAUCAGCGUGAGCGCUGGAGAGAGGGGACCAGUGGGAUAGUACGCAGCACGAUGGACCUGUGGCCUCUGUGGCCGGUACGUGCCAGUGGACAGCUCGCUGCCUGAGUUUGAUCGGGGCAGGACGUUGGUUUUUGUUUAAGGCCGUGUGCAGAACGCUACCUUGAGCUGAGCUGCUGGUGGACGUCUGUAACACUCCGCACCUCUGGCCAACUGCAAUCUCUGCAGCCAAUGGUCACUCGGUCAUUGUUGGUUGCACCAGGGCGUUGCUGCGGGAGAACGCGGGAAGAACACAAAGACCCACCACAAUCUCCGUCCCAGAGUGGCCGCAACCUCCAGCCACCUGUGGCCUGAGCAACUGGACAAUCUGCUCUCUGCUGGUCCUCGGCCCAAGACGUUUCCCGUUGACGGAAGCUUGGUGUUUUGAUGGAGAACAUUGAUGCACUUCUGCAGACACGGACCUCUGUGCUCCAUGUUUCUGUUCAUGUUAUUACUGCGUUUAAUAAGAAGAUGGAACCUAUUAUUGCUGCUAUCAUUAGUGAACUGUGUGUGUGUGUGGUCAGUAUGCGACGUGAGGUCAGUCCUGGACCUCGUGUCUACAACCUUCUUGAAUGUAUUUCUGUGGCGCGGUGGGGAGUUAGUACAGGAGAUCUCUCAAUAGACAAUAGACAAUAAAUGCAGGAGUAGGCUAUUCGGCCCUUCGAGCCAGCACCUUGCUGGAGUGGGUUACCCUAGAUCCCAACCCUCCCUCACUCCAGGUGAGUGCCUCUCCCCCCCCUGCAUUGGUUCCCAUCCCAUCACACACCUUCCCCACCUGGUCUUCUUCUUCUAGCGUAUGGCGUGCACAGCCUAAAGUUGACAGACAACUUGUUCUGCUUGAUCUUCUGUUUGUGCACGCCAGGUUGAUUGCAUUCGUUGAAACAGGGUGGAGCAGGUGAAGGUUGCAACCCCCCACUCCUCCCCACCUGAGACGACAUUGUCACCUGUACCUGACCAGGUGCAGUCAAACCCGCCAGGAAGGGACUCAUCCCACGCCCCCACACGCGUGUGAUCAGGGAGACGAGCUGCCCUGGCGACGUGUCCACACGCAUGUCACCGCUCGGCCCCUGGUGUGUAGUUGGUCACGGAGGGGAUGUCAACUGCCCGAUGACUCCAGCACGGUGGUGCAGCGGGUAGAGCUGCUGCCUCACAGCACAGGAGACCCGGGUUUGAUAGUGACUACGGGGGCUGUCAGUACGGAGUUUGCAUGUUCACCCCGUGACCUGCGUGGGUGAGAUCUUCGGUUUCCUCCCACACUCCAAAAGACGGACAGGUUUGUAGGUUAAUUGGUUUGGUAAAUUGUAAAUUGUCCCUAGUGUGUGCAGGAUAGUGUUACAGUGCUGGGAUCGCUGGUCGGCACGGACCCUGUGGGCCGAAGGGCCUGUUUCCGCGCUGUAUCGCUAACGAUAUUUCUCUGCUGCGAUCCCCCUUCUCGCUGCGAGAGCCGGGUCAGUGGGAACCUGCCGGGUGGAUGGUGGCAGCGGUCAGUGGUGGGGACACUGGACAUUGGGCUGCUGACCGGACGGUGAUGGUACAGGGGGACGCACGGACUGUGGCCCCUCACACCGGGCCGGUGUGACCGGGGUCAAGCCGCCACCCUCUCUUGCCGUCCAAGUACAAGUGUGGAACCUGCGAUUACCGGCAAGCAAUACCUCACCUCUCCGUCUCCUCGCUGGAAAACCAAAGGAUUCUGACGGACAUCACUCCCCACCCCCCCACCCCCCACCGACCCACUGCCAGCCCGAAACUGACCGCCCGUCUCCAUGUAAAUAUUGUCCAUAGCUCACGGUGUUGAGCCCCACAACGACCACUCCGCAACGCUGUCAUACGUGAUCCUCUCCCCGUACACACAUGUGUUGCGUGGGUCGCACAUCCGUGUGUAUUGUGUUGUGACGUUGUAUCACGCGUGGCUGCCCGUGGGCGAGACAGGUCUGGGGACGGGCAGUGAACGGGUGGCACAGUGCCAGAUGUUCACUGGGUGAUACGUCCCAGUCAACAUCUGGUUCCAGGUGUGCUGUUACCUCUGUGUUUGGAUAGUUGUAUUGUAACGUGUUUCGCUGCAUGCUGUUAGGGUGAAGGUGAAGUUACUGUGUCCACUGGGCAGGAUGCGGUGGGUGGGGGUGGGGGGAUCAGGGUCACAUUCAUUGGACACACACACACCUCACCUGACAGCUCACUGGCUGGAGGUCUGUAUUGGAAGCUGUACACGUGUAGUGUACACGCACAUCUGUACACGUGUAGUGUACACGCACGUCUGUACACGUGUAGUGUACAUGCACAUCUGCACACGUGUAGUGUACACGCACGUCUGCACACGUGUAGUGUACACGCACAUCUGUACAUGUGUAGUGUACAUGCACAUCUGCACACGUGUAGUGUACACGCACGUCUGCACACGUGUAGUGUACAUGCACAUCUGCACACGUGUAGUGUACACGCACAUCUGUACAUGUGUAGUGUACGCGCACAUCUGCACACGUGUAGUGUACACGCACGUCUGCACACGUGUAGUGUACACGCACGUCUGCACACGUGUAGUGUACACGCACACCUGCACACGUGUAGUGUCCAAGACAGGCAGCAUGGUGGCACAGCGGGUAGAGCUGCUGUCUCACAGCGCCAGAGGCCCAGAUUCCAUCCUGACUACGGGUGCUGUCUGUACGGAGUUUGCAUGUUCUCCCCGUGACCUGCGUGGGUUUUCUCCGAGAUCUUUGCUUUCCUCCCACACUCCAAAGACGUACAGGUUUGUAGGUUAAUUGGCUUGGUGUAUGUGUAAAUUGUCCCUAGUGUGUUAGUGUGCGGGGAUCGCUGGUCGGUGUAUUCUCGGUGGGCCGAGGGGCCUGUUUCCCCGCUGUGCCGCUAAAGUCUAAAGUAAAGGCUGAAUUUAGUCCCACUAGCCAGCAUUGGACCCACAUCCCUCCAAACAGUCCCCACAUUCCCCAUCCAAACACACAGAUCUUUACCUACUUUCUGAAGACGGGUCUCAACCUGAAACGUCACCCAUUCCUUCUCUCCACAGAUGCUGCCUGACCCACUGAGUUACUCCAGCACUCUGUGAAACAUCACCUAUCCAUGUUCUCCACAGAUGUUGCCUGACCCACUGAGUUACUCCAGCACUCUGUGUCUAUCUUCAGCAUAUUGUUCUGUUCAGUUUAAUUAUCCCCAGUACAGGGUCAGUGUAAACCUGUUGUCCGUUUGCUAUCGCCAGUUCCCACAGUCCAUGUCUGUACAAACUGUACAAAACACGCUGCCUGUGCCGCUGAGUUGCUCCGGCUUUAUUGUGUCUACCUUCGAUUCAAACUCCCCUCCCCGUCCCUCUCCUCUGUGCCCCGACCACGGGUGCCUUGCCCACCUCCCGGGGUGAGGGGCUUAUCACAGGAGCGUGUUCCAGUCAGUGUCGGGGGGCGGGGGGGGGGGGGGUGGAUCGUACAGUAAACUAUUUAAAAAACCCUCCCUAUUUGUUAUAUUGUGUACCUAUUGUAAAUAUGAAUCACUCCUAUUUUACAAAAGCCAGAAUCACUUUGUACUGUUGUUGUACAGAAAUAAAGGUAACUUGAUAAAACAUCAGAAGAUUACUUUUUUUUCUUGUCGUUUCCUGAGCUGUUAGACUCAGGAAAGAUGCUAAUACCACUCGUUGAUGCUUCAACUAUUACUGACCAACUGCUCACAGCUCAAGGAUUAAUCAAACUCAAGAAAUGGUCUCCAUGUUCUCCACAGAUGCUGCCUGACCCGCUGAGUUACUCCAGCACUCUGUGAAACGUCACCUAUCCAUGUUCUCCACAGAUGCUGCCUGACCCGCUGAGUUACUCCAGCACUCUGUGAUACGUCACCUAUCCAUGUU